Molecule: messenger RNA, 829 nt
Organism: Cannabis sativa
Lineage: Eukaryota; Viridiplantae; Streptophyta; Magnoliopsida; Rosales; Cannabaceae
Exons: 3
Coding region: 124-414 (96 amino acids)
Biological process (GO): mitochondrial respiratory chain complex IV assembly
Cellular component (GO): mitochondrial inner membrane
Source: RefSeq, a predicted model, not a curated record
CCUUCUCUUCGUUCUUUUCCUUCCUAUAUAAGCUCACCAAAUUCCUCUUCCUUCUAUUUUUGUUUUUUCUUCUUCUUCCGAAGAACAAUUAUUCUCCGAAAAAUCUAAGAACUUUUUCUUACGAUGGCCGAACCUAAGAGCAAAUUUGAAUCCGCCAGAGAGUGGGUCGUAGAUCAUAAGCUUCGAACUGUGGGGUCUCUUUGGCUAAGCGGAAUAGCAGGUUCAAUCGCAUACAAUUGGUCCCGACCAAAGAAAACAAGUGUGAAGAUUAUUCAUGCUAGGUUGCACGCUCAGGCUCUCACCUUAGCUGCAUUAGCUGGUGCAGCAGUGGUGGAAUACUAUGACCACAGAACAGGCAAAAAGGCUGAUCAGUACGCUAAGUUCCUCCCAAACUCCUACCCUCACAAGGAUUGACUGUGAUAUUCCAUCAACAAUUGCCAUAUGGGAGUAUAGAAAAAGAGGAAAGAAGUUAUAAUAAUAAUAUUAAAUAAAUAAAUGAAAAAAAAAGCAAUUUUUUUCUUUAAGUAUCUUCACAUUUUCCCCAGACCUAGUUUUGGGUUACUUAGUUGGGCAGUUACUAUAAGGAUGUCCCAGUAAUGAGACCUGAGGCAAAGACGUCCUCCUCAUCAAUUUUCGCUAACCAAGAUUUUGGUCAGAAGUAGUGGGAUUUCUUCUUUGGCCAUGAAUAUUUGGAUGAUAUUGUUGAUGAUUGAAUGUCGGGAUUAGCAUUUAUGGUCACUGUAUUGUUUCAUUUUACAACAACUUAGUGUAUUCUUCAUUCAUUUAUGAGUUCUUGCUUAAUGAUAAUUAUUAUAUGCAUUUGAAGAAA